AGCCUCUGCAUUUAAAUCUCUUCAGUGGCAAAACAGCAAUUUCGAUUCAUCUAGUUUAUUAGAAGGAGCCUUUUCCUCCCUCUCCCUCCUCUCCCUCUCCGUCAGUCAUUGGGAUAAUACACAGCAUACACCUUCCUUCCUUCUGUCCUUUCGUCUCAACUCUCGCAGCUCUCCUCAUCUCCUCUCUUCAGCAUUUCUCCCACAAGGUCUCUCUCUCUCUCUCUCUCUCUCUCUGACCCCUCUCUCUCUUCCCUUCUUUCGGGGAGAGCUGAUAUCUCUGGCGGUUUGCCGCAUGGAAGUCGCCCAGGCAAGACAGAAUAUCAUCUGUCUGAUCCGGACUCCUUCUCUCCAGUUGCCGACCACUGCACGAGCAGACACAACAUCACACUCACAUUUAGUGGGAUUCAACGGGUAUAACGGCAUUUAUCCGCUGACCGAUUGACAGGAGAUUCUUAAUCCCGGCUUCAUCCCUGCAGUGGAAGAAAUAUUUCUUUCUCAGAUGUAACAACAACAACAACAACAAAAAAAGACGUACCGGAUCGUCAAGUGCGCAAAAGCCGCAGCUUGAAACAUUACGCACGGCUAAUUAUAUUCUAUUUCUAUAUAUUUUCUAUUCCCUCCGUCCCCUGCCCGAGAAACCGGGGACCGGAGGUGGGGGGGACUUCCACGGUAUGGAGUCCUGAUUUUACCAGCGACCCACUGGGAGGAGUGAAUCUGAGAAAAUCCGUCGCCGUGGUGGAGUAUUGAUAACCUAAUCCUAACAAUAAUCCAGGGGAUGUUGCAGCAGAGUUUGGGACUCUAGAGAGCAUUCCAACUUUUUUGGUCUCCGUGUUUAAUCUGUUUCCCUCUCCUCUUCUUUGCCUGUGGGACUUCUAUUUUCGUGGCUGAUUUGCAGUACUUCACUUCUCUAUCAUGGACCGGUCGACGUCUUUGGAUAUAGAAGCGCUCAAGAUGACCCAGGAGCAGUACAUCCUUGCGGCGCAGCCCAACCCACUCCACCAGCGGGGGGCGUCGGUGUGCGGUGCCCAGGUUUACCCAGCAGUGGGAAUCUAUGGCUGGAGGAAGAGAUGUUUGUACUUCUUCAUCCUCCUCCUCCUCGUCACCAUGAUCGUCAACCUGGCGCUGACCAUCUGGAUCCUCAAAGUCAUGAACUUCACUCCGGAUGGUAUGGGGAAUCUGCGGGUGACCAAAGAAGGUGUCAGAUUGGAGGGAGUGUCCGAAUUCUUAUUGCCUUUAUACGUCAAAGAGAUCCAGUCUCGAAGGGACAGUCCAUUGAUCCUCCAAUCAGAUAGAAAUGUGACUGUCAAUGCUAGGAAUGAUCAAGGACAACUGACCGGUCAGCUAACCGUGGGUUCUGAAAUGGUAGAGGCUCAGUGUCAGAGGUUUGAGGUGAGGAGUACAGAUGGAGAGAGAAUUCUGUUCUCUGCAGAUGAAGAGGAGAUCAGCAUCGGCACCGAGAAACUUAGAGUCACAGGGAAUGAAGGCGUGGUGUUCAGCCAUUCUGUAGAGACAUCACAUGUGAGGGCAGAACCCUUCCAGGACCUAAAGCUGGAGUCCCCGACUCGGACCCUGACCCUGGAGGCCCCCAGAGGGGUGGAGGUCAAUGCUGGAGUGGGAGACUUUACAGCGUCCUGUAGAAAAGACCUCCUCUUGCAGUCCUCAGAAGGAGAGAUCUUUUUAGACGCCAACACCAUCAGGCUGGGCAACAUUCCCCUCGGCAGUGCUGUGGACCCCCUGGAGGGGGCACCAGCAGGUACCACCUACACCAAACAAACUGUGUACGAGCUUUGUGCCUGUGCUAAUGGUAAGCUGUACCUGUCCCCGGCUGAGAAAGGCUCUACCUGCCAAACCACCAGUAACUUUUGUCUCUGGAGCUGAAAGUGGGAGGUUGACAGACAGCCGGGACAUAUGGACUAUUAGAGUUUGAAGCUAAUGCUAGCCAACAGACUGAAUCAACGUGGAUUAUGGCUUGCUGGGAAACUAAUGCCAGCUACCAGACUGAAUCAACAUGGAUUGUAGCAUGGCAAGUCGUUCAUGUCCGUUAACUAAUCGAUUUAUAUGGAUUACAGUUUGGCAGGAAGCUAAUGCUUGCUAACAGACCAAAUCAACAUGGACUGUGGCUUGGUAUGAAGCUAAUGCCAGCUAAAGGACUGAAUCAACAUGAACUAGAGCUUGGUGAGAAGCUAUUGCCAGCUCACCGACCAAAUUAAUAUGGAUUGGUCAGUAGCUAAUGCUAGUCAAGAAGGUGGAUGACUUGGUGGGAAGCAAAAGCCAACAAGGUUAGCUGGUGGGUAUGAUGCUAUGGACAGUCUCACUCUGGGACUCUCGUUGGCUGUGUUUGCCAUUGUUGAAUUGCUGCCAUGAUGGUUUCUGAAAGUCACAAGGAUUACAUGUGGGGGUUUCCCGAGAACAGCAAACUCCCUCACAAUAAAAAUGAGUUGUGUGUUCACUGUAUGACCAAAAUGUCCUGGAAAACAUGCGCCUGCUUUUGUUAGGAUAUACAGAUAUUCUGAUGGACUGUAAGCUUGCCAGCAGGGAAAUGGACAAAAACUCAGUUGGCUAACAGACAUCAGUGUGGACCUUGGUUUAGCCCUACAGGUAGCUAACAAGCAAAUCAGACAAUGGUUUAGUCUAGUGGGAAGCUAAGGCUAGCUAACGGACCAAUCUAUACCAGAAAGGCCUUCCCCUUCCUCCCCCUCUAGUCUUUCAACCCAAACGUUGACCUGUGACCCUUCCGCAUUAAUACUACACCUGAUAGUGUAUAUGCUCUCUGACCCCACUUUCCGUAGGAUAUCUAAUGCAAAUAAUUGCUUCAACCUUGCAUUCACCAGCUUUUCCCCUAUACAUUUUCUAAUUUUUCACAUCUACUUUUCUUUUAGUUCUCAAAUAUUUUACUUGUUAUAUCUUGGUAUCCUGUUCUUUUCCCCUUCAACAUCUCUCUAAUCCUUUAUCUUUCCAUAUUUUGCUGCUGCUCUCCUUUAUCUCUUUUCUAUGCUCUAGUUAUUUUGGUCUGUCUAUACAGCUACUUGCACUGGACUGGUAAAGAAAACGUUAGUCUACCUAUCCACUUUCUUCUACCGGUCUGGUUAAAAAAAAACAUUGUUCCAUCUGCUUUCUUCCACUGGACUGUUUUUUUUUUUUACUAGCUAUCACAGCUGUACCAGAUGCAGGGUUUCUCCCCCUCAGUCUGUUCCCACAUCUUUCGGUUUCCGUCUCUUGAGAGUCAUUAUAUCUGGGCAUAUGACGCUUUUUUUGUCAGAGACAGAAAGCAAAUGGAAUAAGAAAAAGAAGAGGAAAGUGAGUUAACUCUUAUGUUAAAUUAAGGCUCAGGUGGGUGCUAUAGCAGACCAACCAUUUUAUAGUAUGGGGCCAAACCUCAGGCAGAGGCAGCAAUCGGCGACGGCCAGACCAAUUUUGGUCUUGUUAUGGAGUAUUUUACAUCUUCAUCCUGUCAUACUCUUUUUUCACUCUUUUUGCAUGAUCUUUCUGCUCUUCUUGCCCAGCCCUUGCUCUUCUCAGUCAUGUCGGUUUUCUUUGUCAUUGAAAGACGUUUCUGCUCGUUAUUCUCACUCUCCUUUUUGAUCCUUCGUUUACUGCAGUAUAUUUUACCUCUCAUCACUCAAUGCUCAGCCUCCUUGCCAUUCUCUAUUUUCUUUCCAGCAGUUAAAUUUCUAAAUUUUGUCUUAUCUUGUCUUUCAUCUCUUACCCAUCACUCACCCAAUGACAUAUCUUGAUGUUGUCUCCACAUCUUAUUUGUUAUUUCUUAACUCUUCAAUCUUCUUUGGCCAUCCCAAAUUCAAAUGUCAGGAAAAAUGUCCCUUUGCCCUCACACUAUACCCCCUUUUAAGAAACGUCAAGCAAGAAAAGUUAAGAAGGUCCAAAAUAUUAUUUGGAGGGUUAUUUUUUAUAUAUUCUAUCAGUCUCAGAUGGGGGGUAUCAAAGUGAAUGGCCUCAAGCUGGAUAAACUAGCGCCCAAGCUCUGCGAUGGCUGGAAAUCGUAGGAAAUCAGCAAAUUUGUGUGGCAGAAAUCCUCCUGGAAGAAAUUAUGGAAGGAUUUGGUUUUAUGUGUAUGGACUCAACUGGAUUAAGGCCCUGAGGCGUAUUUUCUUUUUUAAAACAAAGUGAUACACAGGUGCCUUUGCUGCUGUUGGUAAAAGCACAUCACAGUCUGAACGUUCACACUACCCUCAGUGGACCAUCUGCAAGUGUCUCUGGAAAAACUAUCUAUUUAUCAAUCUACCUAUCUAUCUGUUUAGUUUUCUGUCUUUUUCCUCCCCUUCUCUCCUGGUUUUGUAGAACUCUCAGUAUAUCCAGCUGAAAAAAAUCCAAUCCUGGUUUAAAGUAUAAUUUUCUGAUGUGUUCCCUUAUGGUUUUAUUCUUGAUAAUAAAAAAGCACAAAUUAUGCCAUGUAUAUAACAAUACCUAUAAAAUACAAAAUAAAAUAAUAUUGUUUUUAAAAAGAA
Molecule: messenger RNA, 4463 nt
Organism: Siniperca chuatsi (mandarin fish)
Lineage: Eukaryota; Metazoa; Chordata; Actinopteri; Centrarchiformes; Sinipercidae
Product: zeta-sarcoglycan
Exons: 8
Coding region: 913-1878 (321 amino acids)
Biological process (GO): heart contraction; cardiac muscle tissue development
Cellular component (GO): sarcoglycan complex; sarcolemma
Source: RefSeq, a predicted model, not a curated record